AUGGUUGUUGUGGGAGCGAGUAACGGAACCUUCUCGGUGGAGGACCGAGACUCCGGGGUCCCGGGGGUCCCGGGGGUCUCCGGGGUCUCGGUCCUCCGGAUGCUGUCCGAGGCUCUGGCUCCGCGGCUGCUGCAGAUUGCGCAAGACACCGCGGAGGCUGCUGCGGUGUCUCCGUCCUCCUCCGGUCCUCCGCGGGACACGUGGACCACCGGGACCACCGGGACCACCGGGACCCGGUGCGCGGAGCAGAUCCUGAGCCACGGCCGCGGUGAGAAGCUCCUGCUCGGCCUGGUCCUCACCGUGCUCACCCUCUCCACCAUCUGCGGGAACCUGCUGGUCCUGGUCUCCGUGAGCUGCGUGAAGAAGCUGCGGCAGCCGUCCAACCUGCUGGUCGCGUCCCUGGCCGUGGCCGACCUGUCCGUGGCCGUGGCCGUGAUGCCCUUCGUCAGCGUCACGGACCUGAUCGGGGGUCAGUGGUUCUUCGGUCGGUUCUUCUGUAACGUCUUCAUCGCCAUGGACGUGAUGUGCUGCACCGCGUCCAUCAUGACUCUGUGCGUGAUCAGCAUCGACAGAUACCUGGGCAUCACCAAACCUCUGACCUAUCCCGUCCGGCAGAGCGGCGGCCGCAUGGCCCGGAUGAUCGUGUGUGUGUGGCUGCUCUCGGCUUCCAUCACCCUCCCCCCGCUGUUCGGCUGGGCGCAGAACCUCAACGACGGCCGGGUGUGCCUCAUCAGUCAGGACCUCGGCUACACCGUCUACUCCACGGCCGUGGCCUUCUACAUCCCCAUGUCCGUGAUGCUGGUCAUGUACCACAGGAUCUACAGAGCAGCCCAGCUCAGCGCCGCCAAACACACCAUCACCGGGUUCCCCAGGGAGGGAGCAGGGCCGGGGCCCGGGGGGGGGCGAGGGGGGCCGGGUCCCCAGCCGCUGGAGUCGGGGGAGACGCUGAGCGUGGAGGGGACGGAGGUGGAGGAGGAAGAGGAGGAGAAGGAAGAGGAGGAAGAGGAGGAGGAGAGCUUGGACUGCGUGGCAGCGGCGCUGAAGCUGCAGCGGGAGGUGGAGGAGGAGUGCAGCACGCGAGUGUCCCGCCUCCUCAAGACCGGCGAGCACCACCAACGCCGGAAAAGGAAAAACCAGUCCAUCUUCAAACGGGAGCAGAAGGCCGCCGCCACGCUGGGCGUCGUGGUCGGCGCCUUCACCUUCUGCUGGCUGCCGUUCUUCCUGGUGUCCACCGCCAGGCCGUUCGUCUGCGGCGUGGAGUGCAGCUGCGUGCCGCUCUGGCUGGAGAGGACGCUGCUGUGGCUCGGUUACGCCAACUCGCUCAUCAACCCCUUCAUCUACGCCUUCUUCAACCGGGACCUGAGGACCACGUACCGCCACCUGCUGCGCUGCCGCUUCAGGAACAUCAACAGGAAGCUGUCGGCCGUCGGGAUGCAUGAGGCUCUGAAGCUGGUGGUGAAACCAGACUGUGACGUGUGA
Molecule: messenger RNA, 1479 nt
Organism: Limanda limanda (common dab)
Lineage: Eukaryota; Metazoa; Chordata; Actinopteri; Pleuronectiformes; Pleuronectidae
Product: 5-hydroxytryptamine receptor 7-like
Exons: 3
Coding region: 1-1479 (492 amino acids)
Biological process (GO): vasoconstriction; smooth muscle contraction; chemical synaptic transmission
Cellular component (GO): membrane
Molecular function (GO): G protein-coupled serotonin receptor activity
Source: RefSeq, a predicted model, not a curated record